This is a messenger RNA of Fonticula alba, 1279 nucleotides long. RefSeq lists its product as hypothetical. Lineage: Eukaryota; Rotosphaerida; Fonticulaceae. Bases 65 to 820 code for a protein of 251 amino acids. The transcript is spliced from 2 exons. The record is from RefSeq and is a predicted model, not a curated record.
UUCAUUCGCUCCCCGCCCUGCCUUUUGUUUCGCCCCGCCUCCGCGCUUUGCCCCCCUUCCGAUCAUGGCCACCCCUGCGUUCCCCUCCUUCUGGUGGUCCGCCUCUCUGGUGGUCGAGCUUGGCUGCAGCGUGGCCGCAUAUGCCCUGAUCGCGCCGGCCCUGUACACGCAGUCGCGUUUCCAGACGGCCUCCGGGCCGCACCACCCUUCCACGGACCCCUUCGCUCCGGUGGGCAGCCUGCGCCAUGUGCUGGACACACAUCUGAGCGACUCGCACCGGGCCGGCCUGGUGGCCGUGGCCUGGCCGCUGUUGACCCUGCUCCUGGCCACGACCGUGCUGCAAUUGACGCCGGUGGUGCUGGCCUUCGGCCGGGCCUUCACCGUGCGCGUGCUGCCGACCCUGCUCGGGAAGGACGCCUCGCAUCACAAUCGCCGGGCCACCCGUCAACAGGUGGCCAAGCCCGCCUCGCCGGCCAUCGACAAGGGCAUCACCAGCCACGCCUCCCUGUCGGCCAUGUCUCUCGGGCUGGCCGUGAUCAAGAUGCUCCUCGGCCUGCUGGCCAUCAUUCUCAUCGACAAGGCCCUGGGCCAAUUGUCGCUGGCCCACCGGCCGGCCAUCUUCCAAGCCUUCAACAGCGCCCUCUUCACCGUGCCGGUCCCGGACGACAUCAUGUCCGAGGCCAAUGCCCUGGAGAAUAUGAUGCAGCGGCUGUCGACAUCCAUUUACAUCAUCGGGGGCGGGGUCAUCGCGGCUGGCGGUUUCUUCCAGGCCCUCUUCUCGGUCUUCCACCUGGGCCGGGCCUCUGCUGCCCCGCGGUGAGGAGGGAUCCAAUGCGCAUGUCCGCGAUGCGCGCGCCGCGACCCGCUCUUCCCUCCAUCCCCCCCUCUUCACACAAGAUCGCCCGCCAGCGCGGUGCGGCCUUUCGUGGCCCUCGCGCUGUGUCGGCCCAGGAGGGCGGGCUGGUCCCCCCUCCUUGUGCUUUGUCCUUCCUUUUUGCACGUUCUCCUUCGGCGCCACUUGCCUCUCUCUCUCUCUCUUGCCCCUCCCCCUCUGGGACGUGCUCCUUUCCUGCUUGGUGGCCGACCUCGGCAGAGCCUGCGCUUUUAGUUUUCCCAAGCGCAUGCUUCCCCCUUCGUCCGGCCCCUUUGUGUGCAUGCCUGACUGGCAGCCGGGCAGCCGGGCGCUGAGUGUGGCCGGGGUUCAUCUUUCUCCCUUUUUUUUUCAUCCCCGGCGCAUGCCACUGCCCCUCUGUCUCUCAAUACACACUGUCCUUUUCCC